Molecule: messenger RNA, 1719 nt
Organism: Indicator indicator
Lineage: Eukaryota; Metazoa; Chordata; Aves; Piciformes; Indicatoridae
Gene: FCHSD1
Product: FCH and double SH3 domains 1
Exons: 14
Coding region: 1-1719 (572 amino acids)
Biological process (GO): regulation of actin filament polymerization; neuromuscular synaptic transmission
Cellular component (GO): recycling endosome; neuromuscular junction
Molecular function (GO): protein binding
Source: RefSeq, a predicted model, not a curated record
AUGGAGAGGCUGCAGAAGGCUCAAGCAGAGCUGCUGGAGACAGUGAAGGAGCUGGACAAGGCCAAGAAGCAGUUCACUCACCUGCAGCACAGCAGUGAGGUGGCCAAGGACAAGGCAGCUGACGUGGAGGCUCGGCUGAAGAAGAGUGACAGGAGGAUAUUCCACACCAAGGCCAGCCUGCAGAAGCUCAGUGCCAAGUUCUCAGCACGGCUGGCAGAGCACUCGAGGCAGCUGGCAGGGGUGCAGAACGAGUAUGGCUUCGCCCUGGCCUCUGCCACUGCCCACCUGCAGCAUUACCAGCGGGUGGAGCUGCCAGCAGCCAUGCAGGCUCUGGAUGGUGACCUGUACGAGCGGCUGCGGGAGCACUUGUCCAUGGCCAGCAGGACAGAGGUGGACACCUGCAGGGCCACCAGGGACUGGUUCCAGGGCGUAGCAGAGGCCUCAGCGAGGGUAUCCCGGGACCAGGACCUCCUCCUCUUCCUGCAGGACCACCCCAGCUUUGCCCUGGCCCCCCACCAGCAGUUGCAGCUCACCAAGAUGGAGGAGGUGUCCCUGAUGCCACCAGGAGACGAUGGGUCCAGCCUGGAGAAGGAGGCUCGGCGCUGGGCCACACGGGUGGCCAGGGACCGCAAGAACAAGCAGCACAGCGAGGAGGUGCUGCAGAGGCUGGAGGCCAGGAGGCAGCAAGUCCCGGAGGCGGAGGCGGCGGCAGCGGAGAGGCGAAUGGAGGAAGCCAGGGAGAGCAUCCGGAAGGCAGAGGUCAGCCGGGUGAAGGCGGAGGCACGGCUGGCACUGCUGCGGGCAGCAGGGCUGGAUGUGGACUCUUGGCUGGCAGGGGCCAUGGUGGGGGCAGGCGAGGAGGUGCCGCCAGGGCUGGACCCGGCUGAGUUCAGUGACUCAGAGGACAGCGAUGAGCCGUCCGGGGAGGAGGAGCUCGGCCCCACCGCCCGCCCCUACCCCUACACCUGCAGGGUCAUCUUUGGCUACCAGGGCUGCCAGGCAGACGAGCUGUCCAUCAGCCAGGGCGAGGAGCUGGAGGUGCUGGAGGAUGGGGACGCCGAGGAGUGGGUGAAGGCUCGGAACAAGGCAGGCCAGGUUGGCUACGUCCCCGAGAAGUACCUCCUGUCCCUGGGAGGGGAGGCAGGGGCUGGGGCUGGCCCCCCAGGACCCUCUGCCCUGCACCGUCAGCUUUCCAGCAUCAUGGCAGCAGAGCUGGUGCUGGAGCCCGGAGCCUGGCUGGUGCGGGCCCUGUACGACUACGAGGGGCAGAGCCCCGAGGAGCUGAGCUUCCCCGAGGGAGCCAUCAUCAGGGUGCUGCCCAGGGCCCCUGCAGAGGUGGACGAUGGCUUCUGGACCGGGGACUUCGAUGGCCGCAUUGGGGUCUUCCCCUCCUUGGUGGUGGAGGAGCUGACUGGGGGCCAAGGAGCAGCUGGGCAGGAGCUGCCCUCGCCCUCCCCACCGCCCUUCUCCCCUCCCAGCCUCCUGCCCGAGGCCGGCCUGGACCAGUGCCCCACUCCUGAAGCACCCCUGGGAGGUGAGUGCCAGGGCUUAGGGGAGUGGGGAGAGGGAGGGGGGACUCUCCCAGGUUGCCGCCAGGAUGGCACAGGCAGCGGGCACAGCUCUCCAGACCUGGCAGCCAGCCGCCUCCGGCCGCUCCGUGCCCCUCCUCCACCGCCUGGCAGAGCCCUGGAGCCUGACCCUGAGCUGCACUUCAGCUGA